This is a messenger RNA of Prunus armeniaca (apricot), 582 nucleotides long. Lineage: Eukaryota; Viridiplantae; Streptophyta; Magnoliopsida; Rosales; Rosaceae. The record is from the annotation of a GenBank genome assembly.
AUGUUUCUGUUCGACUGGUUCUACGGUGUGCUGGCCUCCCUGGGUCUCUGGCAGAAAGAGGCCAAGAUCUUGUUCCUUGGCCUCGAUAAUGCCGGCAAGACCACCUUGCUUCACAUGUUGAAAGACGAGAGACUGGUACAGCAUCAGCCUACGCAGUAUCCAACAUCAGAGGAGUUGAGCAUUGGGAAAAUCAAGUUCAAGGCCUUUGAUUUGGGAGGUCAUCAGAUUGCUCGCAGGGUCUGGAGAGAUUACUAUGCAAAGGUAGAUGCUGUGGUGUACCUUGUGGAUGCCUAUGACAAGGAGCGGUUUGCUGAAUCAAAAAAGGAACUUGAUGCACUCCUUUCUGAUGAAGCUCUUGCCAAUGUCCCAUUUCUAAUUCUAGGGAACAAGAUUGACAUACCAUAUGCUGCCUCAGAGGAUGAGUUGCGACACCACCUUGGGCUGACCAACUUCACCACUGGCAAGGGCAAGGUAAACCUAACAGACUCAAAUGUCCGUCCAUUAGAAGUAUUUAUGUGCAGCAUUGUACGAAAAAUGGGGUAUGGUGAUGGUUUCAAAUGGCUCUCUCAAUACAUCAAGUAG